AUGAGUGGAAGACGUCAAAAAAGUCAAUACAUACCAUACGAGGAUAGUUUAGAGUACGAAGAAGAUUAUAUUGAAGAGGAAUCUCUCCUUGUAGACGGAGAAGAGACAGCCGUUGAAUACCCCGUAACUCGAGCUUCCACCCAUGUCAGAAACUCAUCCAGACCAGAUGACUACAAAUCUACGCCAAGUUAUCAUGUGAAACAAGCUGAAAAAGCGUUGAAAACUUUAAAAGAAAUUAUCAUGAAAUCUGGAUGGGAGAAAAUUCUAACACACAAAAGCGGUGUCGACGUUUAUUUUAAACCUGGAACAAAUCAACAUGAUAGAAUCCCGAUAUUCAUGGGUGAACACAUCAUUUCCGGAAUCUCACCACAGUCGGUUUUUGCCGUUAUCGGAAUGAGAAAGCUUUGGGAUGAGUGGUACGAGGAAGGUAGUCUCGUAGAAAAUUUGAAUGACACGAUAAGUUCGACCUAUAUGGUCAUGCGGGCAUUUUCUGGUUCCAAGACUAGAGAUUUGUCCCUGGUGGAAAAGGUUGAAUGCACUCCAAGCGGAACAAUCUUUUUUGUUGCAACGUCGAUAGACAACCCAAAGGUUCCCCGUAUGGACGGAAGGAUCCGGGCAGAUCUUAAAAUUAACGGUUGGAUACUCGAACCAAUACUUUCUUCGCCACCAAAAACCAAAAUUACUUACAUCUUACAAGUGGACAUUAAUGGAUGGGUACCAUCAUUAAUCGCCAAGAAAUAUUUGAUGAGGCGACCACUUGUGCUCCAUAACAUUGAGAUCUAUUUGAAAAAGAAUGGACCGCCACCAAUGAUCAUCAGCACUACUCCACCUCCUUCUCGAAGAAUUUCUAAAAGGACAACAAGUGAAGUCUCAAAUGAUAAUGAAAGUACGGAUACCAAACACUCGAAAAAAAAAAAGGUCCCACGGAUGAGCGGUCUCAAAGAAAUUGAACCAACUUCACUAAUCAUGGACGAAGGGACUGAGCGCAUACCUUUUCGCAAUCGAAAAUCCUCGUCUAAUCCUAGUCUCACGUCUAAAGAAGCACCCGUAUCUUCCCCAUUUUCAACUCUCCGACAAAGUGCAAUUGGUUCUGACAACAAGUAUUCGGCUCCGAGGCAUACAUUGCCACCUUUACAUCUUCACCGCUUAUUUGAUUCUUCGACUAAACAAAAUUCCCUACGAAAAAUAACACAUCGCCAUACAGAAUCAGCAAAUAGAGCAGUAGCUAAAAUUAAAUUUUUGACUAGCAAUUACGACGGGUGGAACCUUUAUACCGAUAACCAAGGUGUGAAAAUUUUCAUGAGAGAUGUUCCUGAUAAGUCGACACCGCAGGUGCGCGGUGAAACCAUUAUUUCCGACGGAUUCACUCCCGAAGACAUUUUAUCGGUUAUUGUCAGCAUGGACAUGAGAAAGCUUUGGGAUGACCGAUUCGAUGAAGGGAAAGUGGUUGAAAGACUUGGGCAAGGUGAUGAUAUACUUGCCAGGGUUUGUAUGAAAGGAACUUUUCCUAUUAGUGGCCGGGACCUCGCAACAAUAUCCAAAAUCGAAAAAGAUCCGGAAACCGGCACCAUUUGGUUAGCAAGCAUAUCGGUAUCGGAUCCGUUGGUUCCAGAAACUAAGAAGCACGUCCGUGCAGAAUUAAAUGUUGCCGGAUGGAGACUACAACCAGUUAUUGACGAAUUUGGGAAAGCCAACUCAGUUGAGGUGAUCUACAUUGUUGAUAUUGACAUAAAACUGGAAUCUAUACCUUCUUCGAUACUCAAGAGUAUAUCGACGCAAACGCCCAUGUGUGUUGCAAAGGUUGAUGAACAGAUAAGAAAAACGGGUCAUCCACCGUACAUAAAAACUACCUCGGGAAUAGUAAUUUCGGAGGCAUUAGACACAAAGACCUAUCAAUACGAUCUGACAAUAGGAUCUGUUAAUGGUGAUAAUGUGACAGAGAUCAAAGUAUCAAAUGUGAUGUAUCCUUCUGGUUUUAACAUUGAUGUUAUACCCGAAAGUUCAAGAGUCGAGUUAUCUGAUACGAAUGUUGUUAGAAUAACAUUACCUACUGAAAUAGAAAUAGAAACUCUGAACGUGAAGAUUACAAAAUAUUACUCGGAAGAUGCUCAGUACACUUUCAACGGAGAAGGUGUCAUUACACAUUUGCAAGAGGUCGAAAAGCUCGAAGUCGAAUCGAUUGUAUCCAUUGAGGAUUCGGUAGAACACGAAGAGAUUGUUGAACCAUUUUUGUCAUCGAAAAAAUCAACCUACGAUAAUAAUGAAACUCCCCCUACUAAUGAAAAAAGAAAUAGCUAUGCCAAUGAAAAAGUUUUAAAGGAGCAAGAUCAAUCGAAAAAUGGUAAAUUAAGUUACGAUCAAAGCGGAAUUACAAGCCCCGACACACUUAAACCCAUCGAAGAAGUUCAAAAUGCAAUGACGCAACAUGAAAUAUCCAAGAGUAAAAGUUCCAAGGUUGAACAAGACAUCGAAAACAUUGACUAUUCAAUCCCUAGGCCCGAUCAAUAUGCAAAAAAAUAUGUUCCUGCGCCGCUUUUCGAAGUUAACGCAACGAAGUACAUCCCUGAGCCCAUAUUCACUCAAUCUAGUGAAACGUACACGUCCGACUUUGUUACUGUGCCAUCAUCGACCACCGAACAGACCAACAAUUCAACUUCUGCACAUGAUUCACAUUCCACGCGACCAACUCCGCAACAAAAGGCCUCAUAUAGAAACUCUUUACAAAAAAAGGGGGCCUCACGAGGAAUAUCUUCACAACAAAGGUCUUCGCGUAGAAUAUCUUCACGCAUGUUGCCCGAACAUUUGAUAAAUCAAAAUCAAUUUUACGAAGUCGAUAAUGAAUUAAAGAAAGAUGAACAUAACAGUAUGUCCAACCGAAGAGUUAGUUUCAUCACAAUUGGUGACGUUAGUAAUAAGAGAAUUAGUAUUUUAUUGGGCAAAAAAGAAAUUGGCUUUAGUCCACAAGAAGCUGGUUUAAUGUUUGCCCUUAUGACACUAGCCUAUUAUGUGGGAAAGCUUAGUGCGUGUGGUGUAUAUUAA
Molecule: messenger RNA, 3039 nt
Organism: Acaulospora morrowiae
Lineage: Eukaryota; Fungi; Glomeromycota; Glomeromycetes; Diversisporales; Acaulosporaceae
Source: the annotation of a GenBank genome assembly